Uloborus diversus is the source of this 1134-nucleotide messenger RNA. RefSeq names its product E3 ubiquitin-protein ligase RNF146-B-like. Gene Ontology annotation, molecular function: ubiquitin protein ligase activity; zinc ion binding; poly-ADP-D-ribose binding. The transcript has 4 exons. The record is from RefSeq and is a predicted model, not a curated record. The coding region runs from base 1 to 600 and encodes 199 amino acids. NCBI's taxonomy places the organism in Eukaryota, Metazoa, Arthropoda, Arachnida, Araneae, Uloboridae. Gene Ontology annotation, biological process: Wnt signaling pathway; ubiquitin-dependent protein catabolic process. Gene Ontology annotation, cellular component: nucleus; cytoplasm.
AUGACUUUAAGAGAAAAUACUACAGAAUGCACUAGCAGGUCAGAGUGUGCUGUGUGCCUUCAACCCUAUGUCCAACCUGUGCGUCUUCCCUGCAAUCAUAUAUUUUGCUACCUUUGUGUUAAGGGAGUCACCCAGCAAAGCAAGAGAUGUGCUAUGUGCAGACAGGCAAUCCCUCUAAAUUAUCUGGACAACCCCCAAUUGAUUGCAGCACCCCAUCAAAACAUCACUUUUGAUGGUUCCUACCAGUGGUUUUAUGAGGGCAGGAAUGGAUGGUGGCAGUAUGAUGAUCGAACCAGUCUUGAAAUUGAAUCUGCUUACAGGAAGGGAGAGAAAUCUUGUGAAGUUCUGAUAGCUGGUUUCCUCUACAUCAUCGACUUCCAAGAAAAGCUGCAAGUCAGGAGGUGCGACCCUCAUCGUAGACGAAGGAUCAAGCGGGACUUGACCUCCAUACCCAAGAAGGGCGUGGCGGGAAUUAGGCUGCCUCAAGAGCUCCCAGAACCCUCUGCCCUCCCACUUGAAACAUUAAACAUUGAGGAUGAGACAGAGGAGGACUGUGUGCUAGUACAGGAGUGUCAGAACCAAUCCGAUGACAGCAGCUGAUCUAUGUAAUCUCUGUUUUAUUAUUUAAAUUAUUUCAGUCAUGUGUGCUUUAUUCAAAAAGAAGCUACAGACUUAAAAAAAAAAAAAGAGCUUCUAUGCUACAAUGAUUCAUAUUCGAGUCAAGAGUCAUGUUGCGAAGUUUGGAACAAGUUGUUCAAAUGAAAACUAAAAUUAUGUGUAUAAUAUAUGUGUUAAUAUUUUGUUGAAGAGGAAAUCAAACUGUCAAACUUGGUGAAAAUGCGAGACAAUUUCAGCUUUUUUGUCUUCAAAUGAUUGUUGGAAGCAAACAUUUUUAAACACAGUCAAAUUUAAUGAUGUAAAAAUAAUCAUAUAUGAAUUUCUCAACUUACACCAAUAGUGUGAAAUCUGUACUAUACUGAGUACUUAAUUCUAGGAAAUGCUGUAAGAAACUAAAUGGUGCUUCUAAACUUUAAGACAUAUAAACAUUAAUAAUGCUAUAUGAAUUCAUCUUACAAGAAAUUUAAAAACAAAAUUAACAUUUGAUGUAAAAAUAACAUUGAUGUAAAAAUAACA